CGUUCGCUUUAUUCUUUUCACCGUGUCGUCGUCGUCGUUUUGUCUCUCCCUGAAACAAAAUAUUCGCCGGCGUAAUCGUUAGAGAGACUCAAAUUCGAAUUCGAUCAUCAAAGUUCAAUGGAUGUUCCCUUACCAGUCGAUAAAUUAUCCGAUGGAUCAAACUCUGAGGAAAAAACUUGUGUAGUGCUUGUGGCAACUGGGAGUUUCAAUCCUCCUACUUUUAUGCAUUUACGCAUGUUUGAGCUUGCGAGAGAUGCGUUACACUCAAAGGGAUUUCAUGUUCUUGGAGGCUAUAUGUCUCCUGUUAAUGAUGCAUACAAGAAGAAGGGCCUUUUAUCUGCAGAACAUCGUUUAGAAAUGUGUAAUCUGGCCUGUCAUAGCUCUGACUUUGUAAUGGUUGAUCCAUGGGAGGCAUUUCAAAGCAGCUACCAACGAACUUUGACGGUUUUAUCAAGGGUCAAGACUUUCCUUACAAAAAAUCGACUUCUACCUGAGGAGUCUCUCAAAGUCAUGCUACUAUGUGGCUCGGAUUUACUGCAAUCUUUCUGCACUCCCGGUGUUUGGAUCCCUGAACAGGUUAGAACUAUUUGUAAAGAAUAUGGCAUUGUGUGCAUCCGAAGAGAAGGACAAGAUGUUGAAAAUAUGAUCUCUGGUGACGAAAUCUUAAACGAAAACCGCGCUAACAUCAAAAUCGUUGACAAUUUUGUUCCUAAUCAGAUCAGUUCGAGUAGAUUAAGGCAAUGCAUUUCGCAAGGGUUAUCGGUUAAAUACUUGACUGAAGAUGGAGUUAUAGAUUAUAUCAGACAACAUCAACUUUACACGGAGCUUACAUGACAAAAGCUGAGAGGAUUAUAAUACUUCAUCAGAUCAAAUAUUACUACACAACCCAUCAAAUAAUCGUGGUAAGCAUAUGUAAUCAGAUCAGAUACAUUUAUUGAAUCAUCACCGGCUUUGGGAGAAGCACACUAUGACGACAGCAAAACUCCCUAAUGUCCGUCUCACUCCCAUUGUAAGGGCAUACCCUAUACAAUUCUUAUUUAUGUCGAAGCUCUGCCGAUUUAAACUUACAUAUGGUAACUAUGAAAAGGAUAGAGUAUUGUUCCAUCAGUUAUUCUCUUGAAUGACUCACCAUCAUCUAAUACAAAAACUUCUGACU
This is a messenger RNA of Camelina sativa (false flax), 1156 nucleotides long. RefSeq names its product nicotinamide/nicotinic acid mononucleotide adenylyltransferase. The record is from RefSeq and is a predicted model, not a curated record. Gene Ontology annotation, biological process: NAD+ biosynthetic process. Gene Ontology annotation, molecular function: nicotinate-nucleotide adenylyltransferase activity; nicotinamide-nucleotide adenylyltransferase activity. NCBI's taxonomy places the organism in Eukaryota, Viridiplantae, Streptophyta, Magnoliopsida, Brassicales, Brassicaceae.